This is a messenger RNA of Colletotrichum fioriniae, 195 nucleotides long. NCBI's taxonomy places the organism in Eukaryota, Fungi, Ascomycota, Sordariomycetes, Glomerellales, Glomerellaceae. The record is from RefSeq and is a predicted model, not a curated record.
AUGGGUGAACUUCGAGGGCAGCGGCUUGUCUUGGCCGUCAGCGUUCUCACAUCCUUGGGUUUUAUGCUCAUUGGUUAUGACAAUGGCCUCAUGGGAGGCUUGGUCAAUGCUCCGGCAUUCAACUCGACUUUCGACUCUCCGGAUCCGACCAUGACGGGUCUCAUUGUGGCAAUCUACGAAGGCAAGUCGACUUGA